Molecule: messenger RNA, 2087 nt
Organism: Epinephelus moara (kelp grouper)
Lineage: Eukaryota; Metazoa; Chordata; Actinopteri; Perciformes; Serranidae
Gene: dusp23b
Product: dual specificity phosphatase 23b
Exons: 4
Coding region: 233-688 (151 amino acids)
Biological process (GO): cilium assembly; protein dephosphorylation
Molecular function (GO): protein tyrosine/serine/threonine phosphatase activity
Source: RefSeq, a predicted model, not a curated record
GACGCUAACUUUGGCUAAAGGUCAGCUAAAGGCUACGCUGCUCUCUGACUAGCAUUGCGACAGCUAGCUUCUGUUACAUAACGGUACCGUUAUCUCAGCAGUUAGCAUGCUGUAGUAAACGGCUCCCUCUGUGAGGUGGAGGGAGCCAUUAUGGUAACGAUCCGUUAGGAAGCACCGGCUCGACCAGCAGCGGAAUAUCUAGUCCUCUAACACGGGGAAACUCUGGACAAUCAUGGCCUCCACGCCUCCACACAACUUCUCCUGGGUCGAUCCAAACAAAGUGGCCGGACUGGCCCUACCCAGGAUGCCAUGUGAAUACCGCUACCUGCUGGACAACGGCAUCAAACACCUGGUUUGCCUGUGUGAGAGAAAACCACCUCACCAUGACACGUGCCCAGAGUUGAAGCUGCACCACAUCAAGAUAGCGGACUUCACGUCUCCUUCACCGAGUCAGAUCGAAAGAUUUCUCUCCAUCGUGGAGCAGGCCAACGCCAAGGGGGAGGGUGUGGGAGUACACUGCAUGCAUGGACAUGGCAGAACAGGUACCAUGCUGGCCUGCUACCUGGUGAAGACGAGGAAGCUAUCCGGCAUCGACGCCAUCAAUGAGAUCCGCAGGCUGCGAUGGGGCUCGAUCGAAACUCACGAACAAGAGAAAGCUGUGGUGCAGUUUUAUCAGCGCACAAAGUAGCUUUCACACAGGGGCCGGGUCGCAGGGGCAGCAGGCUGAGCAAAGCACCCCAAACGUCCCUCUCCCCAGCAACGCUUUCCAGCGUUCCCAGGCCUGAUGGGAUAUGUAGUCCCUCCAGCGUGUUCUGGGUCUGCCCGGGGCCUCCUACCAGUGGGAUGUGCCUGGAACACCUCUAACAGGAGGCGCCCAGGAGGAUCCUGACCAGAUGCCCAAAACCACCUCAACUGACCCCUUUCAACAUGAAGGAGCAGCGUCUCUACUCGGAGCUCCCUCCAGAUGUCCGAGCUCCUCAGCCUAUCUCUAAGGCUGAGCCCAGACACCCCAUGGAGGAAACUCAUUUUGGCCGCUUUAUAUCUGCGAUCUCAUUCUUUCGGUCACUACCCAGAGCUCAUGACCAUAGGUGAGGGUUGGGACGUAGAUGGACCAGUAAAUCGAAAGCUUUGCCCUCUGGCUCAGCUCCCUCUUCACCACGACGGUCGGGCACAGGGCCUGCAUCACUGCAGAGGCCGCACCAAACGAAUGAUCCAUCUCAUUCUCCACUCUACUCUCACUCGUGAACACGACCCUGAGAUACAUGAACCCCCUUUCUUGAGGCAGUAACUCUCCCAACAUGGAGCUCACCAGCGAGCAUCUGGUGGCUGGGACUUGGGCCAUGGGGCCCGGGUGGGCUCAGCCCAAACAGAUAACAAAGAGCCGUCGCCCUGUGGGCUCAACACCCGCAGGGUCAGGAUUCAGGGUCUGGUGCAUUGGGUGCUGGGCGGCAGGCAGAGGCCAGGCCCUCAGCGUACUGAUCCCUGGCAUCGCGGAAUGGUCAUUUUGCGGGUGAAAUACUCCUUUAAGUCAUCAUUAGUAGAAUUGCUACAUAAGCUUGUUAGAUUCGACAGGAUUUAAAUGUUUUCAAGGUCCAGUGUGUAGGAUUCAGUGGCAUCUAACACUGAGAACUACGGUGGUUAAUCCUAUCCAGAACCAGUGUCUGGUUUGUCUGUUCUGGGCUACUGUAGAAACAACAUGGUGGACUCCAGUAAGAGGACCAGCUUCAUAUGUAGAUAUAAAUGAGUCACUCUAAGAUAACAAAAAACAAAACAAAUGAUCCUCAGUUUCUGGUGAUUAGAAGUGAAUGAAAAUAUAGUUAUAAAUAUUAUACACCAUUUCUGCUAAUAGAAGCCUCUGAAUCCUACAAACUGGACCUUUAAGUCAUCAUGAGUAGAAAUGCUACAUUAAUAGCUGCUUGUUAGAUUUGACUAAAUUUUAAACUCACUCUUUUGCUGCCAUGUUGUUAAAGUCCUGACUCCGUCCGCUUCCUCUUUGAUCUGCCAAAAACAUGGGAAUGUUGCAAUGUACAAUAAAAUGAAUAAUAUGUUUGAGCACAGACUCUUGUGAAUAAACUAAUAACAAAUUA